Eucalyptus grandis is the source of this 1103-nucleotide messenger RNA. RefSeq lists its product as uncharacterized. Gene Ontology annotation, cellular component: chloroplast outer membrane. Bases 1 to 882 code for a protein of 293 amino acids. Gene Ontology annotation, biological process: chloroplast organization. NCBI's taxonomy places the organism in Eukaryota, Viridiplantae, Streptophyta, Magnoliopsida, Myrtales, Myrtaceae. The transcript has 6 exons. The record is from RefSeq and is a predicted model, not a curated record.
AUGCAAGGGAACGCGGUGCCUCCUCCACCGCCACCUCCGCUUCAGACACCUUCAAAAGGAUCCACACCUCCACCAUUACCUACCCCCUCCCCCUCCCCCUCCACUCAAUGUGCCAAUGGGAAGAAAAGCAAGGUCGGCGCCUCGUGUGGUGGAAAACAAGGAAUGGCCAAUGCGCUAGCGAAAAUGACAAAGAGAUCGGCAUACUUCCAACAAAUCGAGGAAGACGUCCAAAACUAUGCGACAAUUAUAAAAGAGUUGAAGGGUACCAUCAUUUCUUUCAAAACCAAGGACAUGGCUGAGCUGCUCAAGUUCCACAAUCAUGUAGAGCCUCACCUCGAAAAGUUGACUGAUGAAACGCAGGUCUUGGCGAGGUUCGAAGGAUUCCCCACAAAGAAGUUGGAAUCAUUACGAACAGCCGCAGCACUGUACUCGAAGUUAAACUCUAUUAUCGUCGAGUUGCACAACUAUAAAAUCGUGCCUCCCUUGGAAAAGCUCCUCGACAAGGUCGAGUGCUACUUCAACAAGAUCAAAGGAGGACUUGACAAACUCGGGCGCACAAAAGAUGAAGAGGCCAAGAAAUUCUCAGCCUGUGACAUCCAGUUCGACUUCGAUAUACUCGUAAGGAUCAAGGAAGCAAUGGUGGAUGUAUCUUCAAGCUGCAUGGAACUGGCACUUAAGGAGAAGAGGGACGCCAAGGCGAAUGAGGAUUUAAAUGCUGGAACAGAAGCGAACAAACGAGGACAGGCAUGCACAAAAAUGCUCUGGAGGGCUUUUCAGUUCACGUUCCGGGUGUACACAUUUGCUGGUGGCCAUGACGACCGUGCCGACAAGCUCACUAGAGAGCUGGCUCAUGAGAUCGAGUCUGAUCCGCAGCACCAGUGAACCUGUCAAUCUAUAUUUAGCCAAUUAAAUGACAAGUUUUAGGCUAUUCAGUGUAUCUUAUUGGAGAGUCCUUUUUUUGUGGCUUAUAUAUAAUCCCUCUUUUGAGAAAUUCCAGUAAUCUCUUACUAGAUUUCUUGAGGACACCAGUUUAAAAUAUGCCAUUCCAAGACUCUCUGGCAGAGAUACAAGCUAAACUUAAGGUUUGCUCCAUGUUGGAUAGA